Cervus elaphus (red deer) is the source of this 717-nucleotide messenger RNA. Its product is annotated as placental prolactin-related protein 3-like. The record is from RefSeq and is a predicted model, not a curated record. Gene Ontology annotation, molecular function: hormone activity; prolactin receptor binding. The transcript is spliced from 5 exons. Gene Ontology annotation, cellular component: extracellular region. Lineage: Eukaryota; Metazoa; Chordata; Mammalia; Artiodactyla; Cervidae. Gene Ontology annotation, biological process: positive regulation of cell population proliferation; female pregnancy; mammary gland development. The coding region runs from base 1 to 717 and encodes 238 amino acids.
AUGGCUCCAGCUCCCAGCUUCCGUGGACACCAGUGGAUUUACAACCCUGUCCUAGGGUCUUGCCUGCUCCUGCUGCUGGUCAUGUCAAAUCUGCUCCUGUGCCAAGGCAAUGUAUGCCCAUCCUGCGGUCCUGAUGUGUUUGGCGUCCCCCUGAAGUUCCUUAGAAAAACGUUUAGCCGUACCUCCAGGCUGUCCCACGACAUGCAUAACCUUUCCACAAUAAUGUUCAAUGAGUUUGAUGAAAAGUAUUCCCAGAGUAAACCUGAGUAUAUCAAUGCCACCAAUGACUGCCACACCAAUCCCCUCCAUGCUCCUGAAGAAAGAGAAAAAGCCCAACAGAUGAACAAUGAAGACCUUACUAAGUGGAUACUCAUGUUACAAUACCUCUGGAUUGCUCCUUUGUUUGAUCUAGCCUAUGAGCUGCAGAUUGAGGAAGACCUCACAGAUACUAUCAUAUCAAGUGCCUUAGAGAAUACUAAAAAAUCAUACCAACUUCAAGCAAUCUUAGAGAGGCGAUUCAGACAGAUGAUUCUUCCAAUCUGGCGGAACUUUUCUGCGGAUCGCAUGUACUGGUCAGGAUACCAAUCCCUGUUGUCCAGCGAUGAAGAUGUACGUCAUUCUACACUUUAUAACCUGUUCAUAUGCCGGAGAAGGGAUUCACGUAAGGUUGACAUGUACAGCAAGAUCCUGGCGUGCCGAAUCAGCGACGAGUGCUAA